AUGAAAAGAACAAUAGUUCUUCUUACAACAAUGGCGUUGGUUGUCUUCACGCUCUUCCUUGUAGCUGCAACAGCCAACGCAAUCAUAAUCUCUCUUCUGGUUUCACUUGCUGUUGCUGGUGGCUUCUUGGCUUUCUUCUUUCUCUGCUUGACUGGUAUUUACAUCGGAGCCAUAUCCGUUGCUGCAUUCGUCAUCUCUACCGCUACAGUUUCAGCCGUAGUUUCCGUCUUAAUUGCUUCAGGUUGGAUUGGGUUUUUCUAUGCUGUGUGGUUGGGAACAAGAGGAAGCCUGCGCUUCGCCAAGGAAUCGGUUUCAGUGAUGGGAUUAGCCAUUUCAGGUAGCAGUUUCAGUCGUCAUCAACACAAAGACGGAGAUGUAAACAUCGAAUCAUCCAGCUGA
This is a messenger RNA of Thlaspi arvense, 399 nucleotides long. The record is from the annotation of a GenBank genome assembly. Lineage: Eukaryota; Viridiplantae; Streptophyta; Magnoliopsida; Brassicales; Brassicaceae.